UCGCUCGCUCCUUUGUGGACUCAAAAAAUGGGAAGAUUAGACACUCUGAGAGAAUUUAAUUUAUUGUCAUGGAUGAGAGAGGAAAGACAAUCGAGGAAGUUGACCCUGGUCAUCGUUUUCAUCGCCUUGCUGCUGGAUAAUAUGCUUCUAACGGUGGUCGUCCCCAUCAUCCCCAGCUACCUAUACACAGUUGAUGAUGCAGCAGCCAACAUGGCCAAGAAUCACACCACGGCCUCCCCACACACCCCUUCUGGAACCUUCCAGACCAUCGUGUCCCUCUAUGACAACUCUGUCAGGGUAACCAGCGGAGGCCCAAUGGACUCCACACCCAUACCCUUGGAUCAGGUGCAGGCGGUCUCUCUUUCCACCUCGGCUCUCACACCCCACAAUUCCACAGAGCCUGACUGCCCCAAAGCAGAUGACCAGCUUCUCAAUGAGAAUGUGAAAGUGGGACUACUUUUUGCCUCCAAGGCCACCGUACAGCUCAUCACCAACCCCUUUAUUGGGCCUCUCACCAACAGAAUAGGAUACCAGAUCCCCAUGUUUGCCGGGUUCUGUAUUAUGUUCCUGUCAACCAUUAUGUUCGCCUUCUCAUCGAGCUACACUCUGCUGUUUCUGGCCAGAUCCCUGCAGGGUGUGGGCUCCUCCUGCUCCUCCGUGGCUGGGAUGGGGAUGCUUGCCAGUGUGUACACAGAUGAUGAGGAGAGGGGAAAUGCCAUUGGGAUAGCACUGGGUGGUCUGGCCAUGGGCGUGCUGGUGGGCCCACCAUUCGGCAGCGUCAUGUAUGAGUUUGUGGGGAAAACGGCGCCUUUCCUCAUUCUGGCUGUUCUGGCUGUGCUGGAUGGAGCACUGCAACUGUUCAUUCUCCAGCCCUCAAAGGUGGAACCAGAGAGCCAGAAAGGGUCCUCACUUUGGAGCCUUAUUAAAGAUCCAUACAUACUCAUUGCUGCAGGAUCCAUUUGUUUUGCAAACAUGGCCAUUGCAAUGUUAGAACCAGCGUUGCCUAUUUGGAUGAUGGAGACCAUGUGUCCAAGAAAAUGGCAGCUAGGCGUUGCCUUUGUGCCAGCCAGCAUCUCCUACCUGAUUGGAACGAACAUCUUUGGCGUCCUCGCGCAUAAGAUGGGGAGAUGGCUGUGCUCUCUCAUCGGGAUGGUCCUCGUGGGGGUUAGCAUCCUCUGUGUCCCUUUCGCUAAGGACAUCUAUGGACUGAUACUUCCGAAUUUUGGUGUUGGUUUUGCAAUUGGCAUGGUGGAUUCCUCUAUGAUGCCAAUCAUGGGAUAUUUGGUGGACCUGAGACAUGUGUCAGUCUAUGGCACUGUGUACGCCAUUGCUGAUGUGGCUUUCUGUAUGGGCUUUGCUUUAGGUCCGUCCGCUGGAGGCGCCAUAGCGAAGAACAUUGGGUUCCCCUGGCUCAUGACCAUUAUCGGCAUCGUGGACAUCCUCUUCGCUCCCCUCUGCUACUUCCUCAGGAGUCCUCCUGGAAGGGAAGAGAAAAUGGCCAUCUUGAUGGACUCUAACUGCUCGAUGAAGACCCGAUCAUACUCAACACAGGGGAACACAGAGUACGAAGAGAUGGAGACAGAGUACGAUGAGUAUUAAUGGACACCAGACAUGUAUGUUACCUUCCAGAGGAUCUAUUUUGUUGUACAAAAACAGAGAUACAAUGAUUAUUAUUUUUUAACAGCAAAGCUGUUUCGUUGUGAGUGUCCGUCUUCACUGUUCUGUGUCAUUGUUAUUGUACGACUAGAGCAAACCAAAGUUGUUGUCAUUGCCCUGUGUUUAUUUUGAGCCAACAGCCUUAUCCAAUGGAAGUGGGGCCGUGUCAAAACAGGGUUUUCAUGGGCCGUAAUAGCAGACUGCUGUGAGUCAUAUUUACUGAAUAGUUCAGAUGAGGGUGGUAUUAUACAGUCAUGGCCAAAAGUUUUGAGAAUGACACAAAUAUUAAUUUUCACAAAGUCUGCUGUCUCAGUUUGUAUGAUGCCAAUUUGCAUAUACUCCAGAAUGUUAUGAAGAGUGACCAGAUGAAUUGCAAAGUCCCUCUUUGCCAUUCAAAUGAGCUGAAUCCCCCAAAAACAUUUCCACUGCAUUUCAGCCCUGCCACAAAAGGACCAGCUGACAUCAUGUCAGUGAUGGCUGGAGAUCAUUCUGUCAUGCUGAUUGAGUUUGAAUAACAGACUGGAAGCUUCAAAAGGAGGGUGGUGCUUGGAAUCAUUGUUCUUCCUCUGUCAAACAUGGUUACCUGCAAGGAAACACGUGCCGUCAUCAUUGCUGUACACAAAAAGGGCUUAACAGGCAAGGAUAUUGCUGCCAGUAAGAUUGCACCUAAAUCAACCAUUUAUCGGAUCAUCAAGAACUUCAAGCAGAGUGGUUCAAUUGUUGUGAAGAAGGCUUCAGGGUGCCAAAGAAAGUCCAGCAAGCACCGUCUCCUAAAGUUGAUUUAGCUGCGGGAUCGGGGCACCACCAGUACAGAGCAUGCCCAGGAAUGGCAGCAGACAGGUAUGAGUGCAUCGGCAUGCACAGUGAGGCAAAGACUUUUGAAGGAAGGCCUGGUGUCAAGAAGGGCAGCAAAGAAGCCAAUUCUCUCCAGGAAAAACAUCAGGGACAGACUGAUAUUCUGCAAAAGGUACAGGGAUUGGACUGCUGAGGGCUGGGGUAAAGUCAUUUUCUUUGAUGAAUCCCCUUUCCGAUUGUUUGAGGCAUCCGGAGAAAAGCUUGUCCGGAGAAGACAAGGUGAGCGCUACCAUCAGUCCUGUGUCAUGCCAACAGUAAAGCAUCCUGAGACCAUCCAUGUGUGCGGUUGCUUCUUAGCCAAGGGAGUGGGCUCCCUCACAAUUUUGCCUAAGAACACAGCCAUGAAUAAAGAAUGGUACCAACACAUCCUCUGAGAGCAACUUCUCCCAACCAUCCAGGAACAGUUUGGUGACGAACAAUGACUUUUCCAGCAUGAUGGAGCACCUUGCCAUAAGGCAAAAGUGAUAACUAAGUGGCUCGGGGAACAAAACAUCGAUAUUUUGGGUCCAUGGCCAGGAAACUCUCCAGACCUUAAUCCCAUUGAGAACUUGUGGUCAAUCCUCAAGAGGCGGGUGGACAAACAAAAUCCCACGAAUUCUGACAAACUUCAAGCAUUGAUUAUGCAAGAAUGGGCUGCCAUCAGUCAGCAUGUGGCCCAGAAGUAAAUUGACAGCAUGCCAGGGCAGAUUGCAGAGGUCUUGAAGAAGAAGGGUCAACACUGUAAAUAUUGACUCUUUGCAUCAACUUCAUAUAAUUGUUAAUAAAAGCAUUUGACACUUAUGAAAUGCUUGUAAUUAUACUUCAUUGUUCCAUUGUAACAUCUGACAAAAAUAUUUAAAGACACUGAAGCAGCAAACUUUGUGGAAAUUAAUAUUUGUGUCAUUCUCAAAAAUAUUGGCCACGACUGUAGAUCACCAAAUUCUGUGCUGUAGAUCGGCUAGGAGUACAAACCUAUCCUAAUAAUUCACAUAUUGGCCAUUAACAGUAUGAACAAAACUAAUGUACUGAGAGAGUUACUUCUGUUUGUGUAGAAACUGACUUAGGGUCAGAUUCAACAUCUCGAACAAGGCACUAUGAGAACACUGCUUAGUGUUGGUCAUUCUAUUGGUUGAGAAUAAUUGGUAAAUUAUUUAGAUAUGUAGUAUAACAUAGCCUAUUACAGAGAUACAAGUUACUCAAUACAUUUGGAAUGAGAAUUUUCUUACUGCUAUAACAAGGCAAACCACAUUGGCCCAUGCAAUGGGCCUUUUUCAUUGAUUCCACAAACAUUUUUUUUUAUACAUUGAGAUUGAUUUUUAAAUUGAGGAAAUACCUGAAAUGAAAGGACAAUACACCAGAAGCUGUUAUAGCCAAUGCUGUCCUGGGUUGACUGCUUAUGACUGUGCUUGUGACUAUUUGCAUGGUAUACCACAUUAAAAAAACACCAUCACUCCAAUGCCUUUCCUCAGUUUCACUGUCCACAUCAAAACUAAAAACAAGUUAAUAAAGCACAUAGGACACAUGUUUAGCUGUUUUUUUUAAGUGUACAUACCUUUUGGUAAGCCACUUGAAUGUGUGGAAAACGAAGACUCAUGUCUUUUUUUCCACCUUUAUUUAACCAGGUAGGCGAGUUGAGAACAAGUUCUCAUUUGCAACUGCGACCUGGCCAAGAUAAAGCAUAGCAAUUCGACACAUACAACAACACAGAGUUACACAUGGAAUAAACAAAACAUACAGUCAAUAAUACAGUAGAACAAAACAAAACAAAAAAGUCUAUAUACAGUGAGUGCAAAUGAGGUAAGUUAAGGAAAUAAAUAGGCCAUGGUGGUGAAGUAAUUACAAUAUAGCAAUUAAACACUGGAAUGGUAGAUUGGCAGAAGAUGAAUGUGCAUGUAGAGAUACCGGGGUGCAAAGGAGCAAAAUAAAUAAAUAAAUAAAUAAAUAAAUACCAGUAUGGGGAUGAGGUAGGUAGAUAGAUGGGCUGUUUACAGAUGGGCUAUGUACAGAUGCAGUGAUCUGUAAGCUGCUCUGACAGCUGGUGCUUAAAGCUAGUGAGGGAGAUGUGAGACUCCAGCUUCAGAGAUUUUUGCAAUUCGUUCCAGUCAUGGGCAGCAGAGAACUGGAAGGAAAGAUGACCAAAGGAGGAAUUGGCUUUGGGGGUGACCAGUGAGAUAUAUCUGCUGGAGCGCGUGCUACGAGUGGGUGCUGCUAUGGUGACCAGUGAGCUGAGAUAAGGCGGGGCUGUGGAUUUGGCGACGAGUAUGAUGCGAGGGCCAACCAACGAGAGUGUACAGGUCGCAAUGGUGGGUAGUGUAUGGGGCUUUGGUGACAAAACAGAUGGCACUGUGAUAGACUGCAUCCAGAUUGUUGAGUAGAGUGUUGGAGGCUAUUUUAUAGAUGACAUCACCGAAGUCGAGGAUCGGUAGGAUGGUCAGUUUUACGAGGGUGUGUUUGGCAGCAUGAGUGAAGGAUGCUUUGUUGCGAUAUAGGAAGCCGAUUCUAGAGUUAAUUUUGGAUUGGAGAUGCUUAAUGGGAGUCUGGAAGGAGAGUUUACAGUCUAACCAGACACCCAGGUAUUUGUAGUUGUCCACAUAUUCUAAGUCAGAGCCGUCCAGAGUAGUGAUGCUGGACGGGCGGGCAGGUGCGGGCAGUGAUCGAUUGAAUGGCAUGCGUUUAGUUUUAUUUGCGUUUAAGAGCAGAUGGAGGCCACGGAAGGAGAGUUGUAUGGCAUUGAAGCUCGUCUGGAAGUUAGUUAACACAGUGUCCAAGGGGGGGCCAGAAGUAUACAGAAUGGUGUCGUCUGCGUAGAGGUGGAUCAGAGAAUCACCAGCAGCAAGAACAACAUCAUUGAUGUAUACAGAAAAGAGAGUCGGCCUGAGAAAUGAACCCGUUGGCACACCCAUAGAGACUGUCAGAGGACCGGACAACAGUCCUUCCUAUUUGACACACUGAAAUCUAUCAGAGAAGUAGUUGGUAAACCAGGCGAGGCAAUCAUUUGAGAAACCAACGCUGUCGAGUCUGCCAAUAAGAAUGUUGUGAUUGACAGAGUCGAAAACCUUGGCCAGGUCGAUGAAUACGGCUGCACAGUAAUGUCUCUUAUCGAUGGCGGUUAUGAUGUCGUUUAGAACCUUGAGCGUGGCUGAGGUGUACCCAUGACCAGCUCUGAAACCAGAUUGCAUAGCGGAGGAGGUAUGGUGGGAUUCGAAAUGAUCAGUAAUCUGUUUGUUAACUUGGCUUUCGAAGACCUUAGAAAGACAGGGUAGGAUAGAUAUAGGUCUUUAGCAGUUUGGGUCUAGAGUGUCACCCCCUUUGAAGAGGGGGAUGACCAGGGCAGCUUUCCGAUCUUUGGGAAUCUCAGACGAUACGAAAGAGAGGUUGAAUAGGCUAGUAAUAGGGAUCUGAAGACUCAAUGUUUAGGGAGAAGAUAAUUAACUUUCCCUAUUGACAUUACAAGCCAUACAAAUAUAUAUUGUGUUGAAAAGUAAACGUACGGAUUCAGGUUUACUUUGACGUCUCUGAAUAAACAGCACCUUGAGGAGAUGGUAAAGCACUUUAUCAGAGUCUAGUUACUCACACCAUUUAACUCCAAGGACAGUUCUAGUAUGUUGAUGUUGGUUUAGCAGAGCUUGAUAUGUUUUGUAAUUUUGUCUAAUGUUAGCAACAAAACACUCAAAGUUUUAUCAAAGAUGAAUUCACUUAUUAUUGUGUGUGCAGUGCACUGAACAUCCCAGAAGUGUUAAUCCCUAACACUACUCCCAAGUGGUACAGCAGUUUAAGGCACUGCAUCUCACUGUUAGAGGUGUCCCUGGUUUGAAUCCAGGCUGUAUCACAACCGACCGUGAUUUGGAGUCCCAAAGAGCGGCGCACAAUUGGCCCAGGUUUGGCCGAUGGAGGCCGUCAUUGUAAAUAAGAGUUUGUUCUUAUUUUUUUUCACCUUUAUUUAACCAGGUAGGCAAGUUGAGAACAAGUUAUUCUUAACUGACUUGCCUAGUUAAAUAAAUAAAAUAGAACCGCAAUGUCUUUUCAAGCACUGAGGUUGAAUUUCUGGUCUCAAUCUUGACAAGUUGGAAUCUUUAAACUAACCUGUGAAGAGCAUUAAUAUUAUUUGUGAACACUUCCAGUAGGUCAUCAAAAAGUAUACACACAAUAUAUACAGAUCAAUAUGCAUUGUUUCCAAGAUCCAAGAUUAUAUUGACCAGCAGCAAUGUGCAUGCACAUACAUACAGUAGCAACUUCAGUCUGAGGAUUUGAUUGGCUGACUGGGCCCUGGCCUGCACAUGUCAUUAGAGACUUUUGUGUGCAGUCAGUCACCAGUAUUAAUCCACAACACAGAGCCAUGAAGUGUCCCCCCCCCCCCUCUCCUAUUUGUCCUGAAGCUGAAAAUAUUGACUCAUCCACUGCUCUUUGUCAAGACCACUGUGAUCUAACAGAAACAGCCAGGCCUACAAAGCACUGCUAAUAACUGUCAAAUAUCUCUGUGCUGUUUGGCAAAGUGCAUUUAUUACAAACCAUUAUGUGGUUGUUCGAGCAAACCUGACAUGUGGAAAUCUGUGAAAAUACUUUUAUGCCCUUGCCACGGAAAAACACAAUGGCACAUGUUAAAAAUGUCAAAUAAGACUGCAUUUUUAGGUAUAUGAACUGCUAUUUGCAAAACUCUGGGUUUGCUGGAUUGAAGGUUUGGUUGAAUGGACACCCCAAUGGGUUUUAUUGUAAAUAAAUGAUGCAAGCAAAAUAGUCUGUGAUGGAGUUGACAGAGAAAGUUUCCUGAUACCUUCACUAUUAGUUUCAUUAUUUGCUCUUAAAUGUAUAUUAACAUUUUAAAUUGAAAUACUCAUGUCGAGAUGGCUA
Molecule: messenger RNA, 7338 nt
Organism: Oncorhynchus masou masou (cherry salmon)
Lineage: Eukaryota; Metazoa; Chordata; Actinopteri; Salmoniformes; Salmonidae
Product: synaptic vesicular amine transporter-like
Exons: 15
Coding region: 28-1599 (523 amino acids)
Biological process (GO): transmembrane transport; aminergic neurotransmitter loading into synaptic vesicle; xenobiotic transport
Cellular component (GO): terminal bouton; synaptic vesicle membrane
Molecular function (GO): serotonin:sodium:chloride symporter activity; xenobiotic transmembrane transporter activity
Source: RefSeq, a predicted model, not a curated record